UCCUCAUGCCAGUGAAGUUAGUAAGUGACUCUAACUGCGCUGUUUCUCAUUAUCAAGUUUAGAGAUGCUCCAUUUUCUUAGCAUUUUCAGGUUAUAACAUCUGCCUUUCUGUUUCUGCUUUACUGAUUUAUCUUCCUAUUCAAACAAGAUCAGCGUUUGUUUCCUGCAUUUCUGAAGAUCUCAAGAUCUGGACAAGUGUUGAAGAAAUUUCCUGUGAGAUCCAUCUGUAUCUUGAAAGAUGGGGAAUGAAUACAAGAAAAUUGUUUUGCUGAAAGGAUUAGAGGUCAUCAAUGAUUACCAUUUUCGCACAAUUAAGUCCUUACUAACAGAUGAUUUAAAACUGACUGGGAAAAUGCAAGAUGAAUAUGACAGAAUUAAGAUUGCUGACUUACUGGCAGACAAAUUCCGAAGUGAUGCUGGAUUGAGCACGCUCAUAAAACUGUUCAAAGAUAUAGACCCACUUAAAAACCUGGCUGAAAAGCUUCAAACAGAGAAGUUAAAACUUUUGAAGAAAAGUAAACCAAAAGCAGCAAAAGGAGCAACCCCAUUGAAAAAAAUUAAUCAAGAUGAAACUGGUCUUGCUACACCUGAACCCACCAGAGGAAACACCAUCACCACUACAACAGCAGAGGAGACUCCAGAAGCUCAGAAAAGAAAGAAAGCAACCAAAGAAAACAGUGGAACCAAAAGGAGUAAGGUCUGUGAUGUGCAGACUCCAUCUCCCUGUCUUGAAAGAGCCAACAUGUCCACAACCAUGGGCCAGAUCUCAGCAUCAACACCAUGCAAAACUCCCUCAACUGAGAAAAGGCAGACUCAGCAUCAGGUGGCUGCAAGAGGAAAUCAUGUACACAAAGACCCCAAGAUAGUGAUGGUCCUGAAAGCAAUGGCUCCAUUUGAAUAUGAGAUUUCAGAAGAGAAGAAAGGCACAAUGUUUCAUGCUACAGUGGCUAGUGAGACUGAGCUUUUCCAAGUGAAAGUGUUCGAUACCAAUCUGAAAGAGAAGUUUACAAAAAACAAGGUCAUUAUCAUAUCUGAUUACUUCAAAUAUAAAGGAAUCCUGGAGAUUUAUGAUACAUCAUCUGUUUCUGAAGCUAGUCCUGAUCAACAGAUUGAAGUCCCCAGAAGCAUUAUCAGUAAAGCAACCAAAAGCUUCAAGAUUGAUCAACUCCAGAAACAAGCAUCAGGAACAAUAGUGUAUGGGUCGUUUAAAUUACAAAAGAAAACAGUGAAACUGAAGAACACAAUUUAUGAAAUACAAGAUAACACAGGAAAGAUGGAUGUUGUGGGGAAUGGAAAAUGGCACAACAUGAAGUGUGAAGAAGGAGAUAAACUUCAACUCUUCUGCUUUCACCUGAAAACAAUUGACAAGAAUCUAAAACUCACAUGUGGAAUUCACAGUUUCAUUAAGGUCACCAAAGGCACAAAAUGCAAGAAGACACCCAUGGAUUUUAAUUUAAGUCAGAAAGUUGAAGAAAUGACCCACCCUCCAAAUCAACCAAAUGUUUUUGGGAGUGAUAUUGUUAAAGUUGAGCCUUUCUUUUAAAUAGUUGAUUCAGUGGUAAUAUCCAAGCCUAUAAGGUUAAUUCAUAAAGUUCAUGCAAAAUAAAGAUAAAUUUAUUUUGAGACAAAAAUAUGUUUUCAUCAUAAAGAAACAUUCAGUGUUUAAAGAAAUAAAUGUAUUUACUUUGAUUGACAUUAUUCAGUGUGGAAUGUAUCAAAACAUCAAAUAGUACUCCAUAAAUAUGUACAAUUUUCAUAUGCCUAUUAAUUUUUAAUUUGAAAAACUUUUUUUAAAAGAAAUAGAACUCCUGAACAGUCCUAUACCUGUUAAAUAAAAUGAAUUCAAUAAACAAAAAUAUUUCCACAAAAAUAA
Molecule: messenger RNA, 1873 nt
Organism: Lepus europaeus (European hare)
Lineage: Eukaryota; Metazoa; Chordata; Mammalia; Lagomorpha; Leporidae
Gene: MNDA
Product: myeloid cell nuclear differentiation antigen
Exons: 7
Coding region: 239-1543 (434 amino acids)
Biological process (GO): cellular response to interferon-beta; activation of innate immune response; positive regulation of interleukin-1 beta production
Cellular component (GO): nucleolus
Molecular function (GO): double-stranded DNA binding
Source: RefSeq, a predicted model, not a curated record